GGCGGGGCCAAAGUCGGCCGGAGACAAGGAGUCGGUCGGGGGCGUCAAAAUGGCGGCCGAGGCCCGCGCGCCAAGUUGAUUGUCGAUCUGCCGCUUCCCAGAACCUGGGCGUGGUGCUCCUCGAGGCCAAAGAUGAUUUCAGCCAUUCCCUGUCUCAUCUGCAGAUGCUGCCGACAGGGUCAGAAUGCCAGGCGCCGUGCCUUCUCCAGUGCCCUCUGCAACUGGUCUCCAGCCAGGAACAGCAGUUACUAUGAUUUGUUGGGGAUCAAACCAGAUGCCACUUUGGAGGAGAUCAAGCAUGCCUUCUUCAGCAAAUCCAAGAAGCUCCAUCCUGACAGCAACCCGGCCAACCCGGACCUGCACAACCAGUUUGUGAAGCUGAACGAAGCCUACCGGGUGCUGAGCAAGGAGAGCAGCCGGCGGCACUACGACUUCCUGAGAGUGGCUCAGAGGCCCUGGCCUUCCUCCAGCAGCCAGAACCGUGGCCCCAAGGGAAGCCCGUUUGAUUUCGACAGCUUUGGAGCAAGGCGUGAGCCGGAGCCCAAUGACAACAUCCGUUACUGGCAGCAGUUCCACGCGACCCGUCCAGAGCCCUUCUCGGGUCCUGAGCUGGAUCAAAAGCAGCGCCUUAACCAGCAGCUCUUUGGCUACUGUUUGCUCUUGAUGCUGGGCAGCCUGCUUGUCCACUACGUGGCCUUCAGGAAGCUGGAGGACGCUCACAACCGCUUCAUGGAUGAGAAGGACCGAAGCAUAACUCAGAUUUACAACACGAACAAGGAGCAAGCCAGGUCCAACAGCCUCCAGAAGCAGCAGGAGCUGCUGCGGCAGAAGCAUGCCCAAUACAGCCAGCGCUACGGCAUCCGGCAGGAACCACUUCCACAAGCAACAGGAGCCUCGGACUCUAUCAAGGACUCGGCUUCUCCCUUGUCUGCUGCCAAGUGAAGCCCAGGUCCUGGACUCGUGUCUCCCGACAGUUGGUGGAGAGUGUCUGAAGCCAAGUAUGGAGGAGAGGAUAUGUGUGUGGGGAGGGAACUGUGGGCUGAGUGCCCCCCCCCGCUGCUCAUCUGUAAAAUAGAACCAUG
Messenger RNA from Gekko japonicus, 1082 nucleotides. It is a transcript of the gene DNAJC4, whose product is annotated as DnaJ heat shock protein family (Hsp40) member C4. NCBI's taxonomy places the organism in Eukaryota, Metazoa, Chordata, Lepidosauria, Squamata, Gekkonidae. The transcript has 7 exons. Bases 133 to 942 code for a protein of 269 amino acids. The record is from RefSeq and is a predicted model, not a curated record.